Molecule: messenger RNA, 5447 nt
Organism: Phacochoerus africanus (Common warthog)
Lineage: Eukaryota; Metazoa; Chordata; Mammalia; Artiodactyla; Suidae
Gene: MROH1
Product: maestro heat like repeat family member 1
Exons: 43
Coding region: 245-5269 (1674 amino acids)
Cellular component (GO): cytoplasm
Molecular function (GO): protein binding
Source: RefSeq, a predicted model, not a curated record
GCGGGGCGGGCUGUCGCCUGGCCACGCCCACCCCAGGCCGCGGCAGUCGGGAGCGGCGCCCGGGCAGCGGCUGCCGCGGACCUUUAGAUGCUUUCCAGGAAGAGAGGGGACACCUUGCUGAUGCCACCGUCCUCAAACCAGUCUUCUCCACCUGCCUGCUGUCUGCCCGGGAUUCCUGGAACCUUCUGGUUGGAGGAGAUCUGUCCACGCUCACACUGGGCGAGAGGAAGCCAAGACCACAGCCAUGAGCGAGUCACACGUGCAGAGGCUGUCCACCAUCCUGCUGGAUGCCAUCACCGACAAAGACCCUCUGGUGCAGGAGCAGGUGUGUGGGGCCCUGUGCGCCCUGGGAGAGUCACGGCCUGAAGAGGUGCUCCUCGCCUGUGCGGAGCACCUGCGCCAGCAUGAGAAGCUGGCGCACCCCUACCGGACCAUGAUCCUGAGGGCGGUGGAGACGGUCGUGAGCAGCCGCAUCGGCGAGCUGGACAAGGACGUGGCCAGGACCACCAUCCUCCUGGCCUCCGGCGAGAUGACCAGAGCCAAGGAACUGGUUUGCGACUGGCAGCAGGCCGCCAGCAACGUCCUUGUGGCGCUGGGGAAGCGUUUCGUCGGCAAGGUGAUGGAGGAGAUGCUGAGCAAGUUCCAGCCCGGGCUCCUGCCGCACUAUUUUGUGGUGCAGACGCUCGCCAACCUCUCCGUGUCCAAUGCGUUCGGCACGGUGCCCUUCCUGACGUCCAUCCUGAGCACCAUGCUUCCCAUGCUGAGCCUGGCCAAGCACGACUCCAUGAGGGUGGUGUUCUGUUUCGCUCUGCAGCGCUUCAGCGAGAGCACCCUGGAGUACCUGGCCAACCUGGACCAAGCCCCAGACCCCACAGUCAGGAAAGAUGCCUUCGCCACCGACACCCUCAGCGCAUACGAUAUCCUCUUUCACCAAUGGCUGCAGAGCCGGGAAGCCAAGCUCCGGCUCGCUGUGGUGGAGGCCCUGGGGCCCAUGAGCCACCUGCUGCCCAGCGAGAAGCUGGAGGAACAGCUGCCCAAGCUCCUGCCUGGGGUCCUCGCCCUCUACAAGAAACACGCCGAGACCGCCCACAUGUCCAAGAGCCUGGCCCAGAUCCUCGAGGCGGCGGUGAGCGUGGGCAGCCGCACGCUGGAGGUCCAGCUCGACUCCGUCCUGGCUGUGCUGCACGCUCAGGUCUGCGUGCCUGUGGAGUCGUCCAGCCCCCUGGUGAUGAGCAACCAGAAGGAGGUGCUGCGCUGCUUCACGGUGCUGGCCUGCUGCUCGCCUGACCGCCUGCUGGCCUUCCUACUGCCCAAGCUGGACUCCAGCAGCGAGAGGACCCGUGUGGGCACCCUGCAGGUGCUGAGGCAUCUCAUCAACGCGGCCGCCGCGCAGAUGGAAGUUAAGAAACCCUUCAUCCUCUCCUCCAUGAAGCUCCCCCUUCUGGACACCAACAGCAAGGUGAAGCGGGCCGUGGUGCAGGUGAUCAGCGCCAUGGCCCACCACGGCUACCUGGAGCAGCCCGGAGGCGAGGCGAUGAUGGAAUACGUGGUGCAGCAGUGCGCGCUGCCGCCUGAGUCGGAGCCUCAGAAGCCCUGCGCCGACAGCGAGAACCUCCCGGCCGACGGCGUGCGGGCCAUCAGCAUCAGCACCCUCUACCUGGUCAGCACCACCGUGGACAGGAUGAGUGACGUCCUCUGGCCGUACCUGCUCGAGUUCCUCGUCCCCGUGCGCUUCACCCGGGCGCUGACCCCGCUCUGCCGGAGCCUCGUGCAUCUGGCCCAGAAGAGGCAGGAGCAGGACGCCGAUGCCUUCCUCAUCCAGUACAACGGCAACGCAACCCUUCCGUCGCCCUACGCCAUAACCACGAGACUUCUGGUCGUGUCUUCCAAGCCCUACCUGGGGGACGGUCGCGGAGCGGCCUCCCUGCGCCUUUUGAGCGUCUUGCAUCGGAACAUCCAUCCUGUGCUGGGCCAGCGGUGGGCGACAACCAUCCCUCUGCUGCUGGAGCACCUGGAUGAAUAUACUGAGGAAACCCUGCCACAGAAGGAAUGGGAGGAGAAGCUGCUGAUGUUCCUUAGAGACACCCUGGCUGCUGUGGCUGACAAUACGUGGAUUUGCCAGCUGAGCCUGGAGAUGUGCAGGCAGCUACCGAACUACAACGAGACGCCCCAGGAGAAGAACUUCCUGUACAAAUGCAUAGGAACCACCCUGGGCGCUGCUUCACAUAAGGAGGUGGUGAGAAAACAUCUGCAGGAGCUUCUGGAGACGGCCAGAUACCAGGAGGAGACCGAGCGUGAGGGCCUUGCAUGUUGCUUCGGGAUCUGUGCCAUCUCCCACCUGGACGACACACUGGCCCAGCUGGAGGACUUUGUAAAAUCGGAUGUGUUCAGAAAAUCCACGGGCAUUUUCAACAUUUUUAAGGAUCGAAGCGAGAACGAGGCGGACAAGGUGAGGAGCGCGCUGGUCCUGUGCUACGGGCACGUGGCAGCGCGGGCCCCCCGCGAGCUGGUGCAGCCCAGGGUGGAGUCGGACAUCUUCCGGAACAUGUUCCAGUGCUUCAGCACCAAGGUUCUGGGGAUAAAGGUAGAGACCAAGGACCCGACGCUGAGGCUGAGCCUCGUGCGGAGCGUGUGCAUGGCCAGCCAGGCCGUCUGCGGCAGUGCCCGGGGCAGCGCCUCCCACUUCUCCAGGAAGGCGGAGCUGGUGGGGCAGAUGAUGGAGUUCAUCAAGGCAGAGCCCCCGGACUCCCUGAGGACCCCCAUUCGGAAGAAGGCCAUGCUCGCCUGCACUUACCUGGCCUCCCUGGAGCCGGCGCUGGAAGAGCAGGUGCAGGCAGAGCUGGUCCACAGCUGCCUGCACAGCGUCUUGGCCGUGCUGCCUGAGCCCACAGUGGAGGACGGCCGCCAGGAGGUAGCAGACAGGACCCUCAGCUCACCCCUGGCCCUGGGGGCAGCAGGGAGGCUGCUGUGGGUGACAGGGUCACAGCGGAACUGGUGGCCUCCCUCCUUCCAGUCCCUGUACCUGGACACCAUGCAGGCCCUCAAGGACCUGCUCACGAGCCUCCUGCAGCGAGACAUGACCUCCCAGGGCCUGCAGCGCAUGGUGGAGCACCUGAGCCCGUGGAUCAAGUCCCCAAGGGGCCACGAGCGAGUGCGGGCGCUCGGCCUGAGUGCUUGCCUGCUGCAGUACUUCCUGGAGCACCUGCACGUCAGCGCCCUGGUGCCCUUCCACAACUUGGGCCUCCUCAUCGGCCUCUUCUCCCCACGGUGCGCGGACCUCUGGCCCGCCACCCGCCAGGAGGCGGUGAGCUGCGUCUACUGCCUGCUCUACCUCCAGCUGGGCUAUGAGGGCUUCUCCCGCGACUACCGGGACGACGUGGCCGAGCAGCUCCUCGCCCUCAAGGAUGGCCUCGUGCACCCCGACCCCGCUGCCCUCUUCCACUCCUGCCACAGCAUAGCCCAGGUGAUCGCCAAGCGCCUCCCGCCAGAUCAACUCAUCAGCCUCCUGCUGACCUUAUUUGAGGGCCUGGGAGACCCCGACAAGGACUGCUCCCGAGCUGCCACUGUCAUGAUCAACUGCUUGCUGAAGGAGCGAGGCCACUUGCUCCUGGAGAAGGUACCCGAGCUCGUGAGCGUGCUGCGCGCCAAGCUCCAGGAGACCCGAGAGGAGCACGUCCUGCAGGCUGCGCAGCACAGCGUGUACCUCCUGGCAUCGCAGCACCAUGCAGCCGUGGUGUCCAGCCUCCUGGGCAGCCCUCUGCCCUUUGACAGCCACACCGGCACCCUGUGGCGCGCGCUGGCCGUGGAGCCCGGCCUCACCGCCCAGGUCCUGGGUCUGCUCCUGGAGAAACUGAGCAGGGACGUCCCGUUCAAGGAGGGCCGAGCCUUCCUGCUGAGCACCACGCCCGACCGUGUGGCCACGCUGCUGCCCCUCGCGGCCACCUGUGCCCUGUACGAGGUCACGUCUGUCCCGGCCUCCGGGCCUGCAGUGCUGGAGCUCUACCCCCAGCUGUUUGCGGCGCUCCUGCUGCGUGUCAGCUGCACCGUGGGCGUCCAGUUGCCCCGGAACCUGCAGGCCAAGGAGAGGAGGAGUAGCGGCUCGGGCCCGGGCUUCAGGAGCCUUGAGCCCUGCAGCUCUGCGGUGGAUGCGCUGCAAGCCGUGCUUCUCCGAGGCGGCAACGAGGAUGUGGUGCAGCGCAUGGAGCUGGAGGGGGGCUGGGAGCUGCUCAGGACCUCGGCAGGGCACGAAGAAGGUGUCGCCCGGCUGGCCAGCGCCAUGGCAAAGUUCGCCGGCCCCCGGCUGCCCUUGGUGACGAAGGCGCUGUUCAGCACGCAGAGCAGCGUGUACGACAUCCAGAGGGUCACCUCCACAGCUUUCCUGGCCGAGCUGCUCAGCAGCAACGUGGUGAGGGACCUGAUGCUCUUGGAGUCGCUGCUGGACAACCUGGCGGCGCGGCAGAAGGACAGCUGCGCGAGCGUGCGGCGGCUGGUGCUCCGGGGUCUGGCCAACGUGGCCACCGGCUCCCCCGACAAGGUGCGGGCCCACGGCCCCCAGCUCCUGACGGCCAUGAUCGGAGGGCUGGACGACGGGGACGCCGCCCACAGCCUCGUGGCCCUGGAGGCCAUGGUGGGCCUCGCGCGGCUGCUGGACCUGGUGGAGGCCUGGGACCUACGCUCCGUGCUUCUGCACGUGGCCAUUCGCAUCCGGCCCUUCUUUGACAGUGAAAAGAUGGAGUUCCGUGCGGCAUCCAUCCGCCUCUUCGGGCACCUCAACAAGGCCUGCCGCGGGGACUGUGAGGACGUCUUCCUGGAGCAGGUUGUGGGCGGGCUGGCACCCCUGCUCUUACACCUGCGGGACCCCCAGGCCCCCGUGACCGCGGCCUGCAGGUUCGCCCUGCGCAUGUGCGGCCCCAAUCUGGAGUGUGAGGAGCUGGCCGACGUCUUCCAGAAGCACCUGCAGGAGGGCCGGAGCCUGCACUUCGGGGAGUUCCUCAACACCACCUGCAAGCACCUGAUGCACCACUUCCCCGACCUGCUGGGCCGCCUGGUGAGCACCAGCCUGUUCUACUUCAAGAGCAGCUGGGAGGACGUCCGAGCUGCGGCCCCCAUGCUCACAGGGUUCCUGGUGCUGCACGUGGAAGCUGAGCACAGGCCACAGGUGGACCUGGAGCAGCUCCUCGCAGCGCUCCAGCUCCUGCUCAAGGACCCGGCCCCCGCGGUGCGCGCAAAGGCUGCCGAGACCCUGGGCCGCCUGGUGAAGUUCGCCUGAGGCUCCCCGGCAGGGCUGCCCUGACAAGCAGUUGUGGCCUGGGCCUCCAAAACGGGACCCUAACGAGCAGAGCAGAGCGGAGAGUCCCCGGCCCACAGCGAGGUGGGGGGACGAGGGGCCACCAGGGUGCGCAGUUUGCUGUUGCCCCCCCACCCCAAAUAAAGCCAUUUGCUCCUCA